Molecule: messenger RNA, 1467 nt
Organism: Sabethes cyaneus
Lineage: Eukaryota; Metazoa; Arthropoda; Insecta; Diptera; Culicidae
Product: G-protein coupled receptor dmsr-1
Exons: 6
Coding region: 1-1467 (488 amino acids)
Biological process (GO): G protein-coupled receptor signaling pathway
Cellular component (GO): membrane
Molecular function (GO): G protein-coupled peptide receptor activity
Source: RefSeq, a predicted model, not a curated record
AUGUUAAGCACUGAAGAGCGAGUGCUAGAAUGGUUUCAUCACAUCUACCACAACGAUACCGCCACCACUCUGAUCCUCAACGCAACCGAGUUUCGGCGGCGGUUUUUUACAAUACUGGACUCCAAUCUGACCAGCGCGAUGAACGGCUCAGGGAAACUGUAUCAGCAUGCGUUCGAGUUUCAGAAUAUUUCCGACCACAAUAUUACGCACGAAUACGUAAACGACUUUCUGGAGAAACUUUUCCAAUCGCUGAAUAAGCUCAAUCGAACCGUUGCCAGCGACGGCGGCGACAACGAUUGGGACGGCGAUUACGGGGAGCAUGCAAACUGCAGCGACUACUGCAAAGGGCCAGUUCGGGAUGUGAUGAUGGAAUAUAAAUCUAUGCACGGUUAUAUUACGCUGGUGAUAUGCGUUUUUGGAACAAUCGCCAACAUUCUAAAUAUAAUCGUGUUAACGCGGAAAGAAAUGAGCAAAAUCCCAAUCAAUCGAAUUCUGAAGUGGCUCUCUGUAACCGAUAUGUUCGUUAUGAUCGAGUACAUUCCGUUUGCAUUUUAUAUGUAUUCGAUACUGCCAGAUCGCCGAGAUUACCCUUAUUCGUGGGCUGUGUAUCUAAUGUUUCAUAUGCAUUUUACACAAAUUUUGCACACAAUUUCGAUAUUACUCACGGUAACACUCGCUGUUUGGAGGUACAUUGCGAUUAAACGUCCUCACAGUUCAUUAGCCCUGUACGCCCAGACCAAUUAUAGCUAUGCAAUUCUGUUUUGCUACAUGCUAGCACCAAUCCUGUGCAUGCCCACGUAUUUUGUUUUCACAAUACGACAGACGAACGUGUUCGAGCAUGAUACACAUGUGACUUUAUAUCAUCUCGAUGCAGAUGAAAAUACCUCACUUUAUCGAUAUAACUUCUGGAUCCACUCGGUCAUCAUAAAGCUGCUGCCGUGUGCGAUCCUAACUAUAAUAAGUUGUGUGCUGAUCCGCGUGCUGUGGAAGGCAAGCAAAAGAAAGCAGAAGCUCAAACAAGGAGUGAAUUUUAGCAGCAAAAAUGGUACAAUUACCGCGGCUUCCGAACCGAGUCAUGGCACCAGUAAUAACAACGCUGUGACCAACUCCACGGGAAAUGCGGCGGCCGUUAGCAAUGGAAGCAGGCAGACGAAAGCGGAUCGCCGGGCGGACCGUACCACCACCCUGCUGGUGGCCGUCCUGAUGCUGUUUCUAUUCACCGAAUUUCCCCAGGGCAUACUGGGUUUGCUGAGUGGCAUCCUGGAGAAGUGCUUCUUCAAGCGAUGCUACGAUCUGUUCGGCGAGGUGAUGGAUCUGCUAGCCCUGAUCAACGCCGCCAUCGGUUUCGUACUGUACGGACUUAUGUCCAAACAGUUUCGCACUAGUUUUAAGUCGGUUUUUUGCAAUGCUCCAACCCAUAGAGUUGAGAUUACGAGAAUGACUGGAUUAACCACCACGUGUGUAUGA